AAAAAACAAAAGAAAGAAAAAGAUGGAACCAUAUUCAUCAGGCACAGUUCCCUUAAGCUCCAGCUCCCAAGGUUGGGUACAACGUAUUAGCAACAUCUUCCGUACAGAAAUUGCCCUAAACAUCGACCAUCUCCCUCCGGUUUGCGUUUUCGAAGUCCCGAAAACCGUCAGCGUCCAGAAACCCGAAGCUUAUACCCCUCAGCUCAUUGCCCUCGGGCCGUACCAUCAUCUCCGGCCCGAACUCUAUCAAAUGGAGAGGUACAAACUCGCAGCCAUCAAAGAACUUUCCACCCCUGAACAAAUCUUCAACUUCCAAACCCUAGUGAUCAACAAGAUGAAGGAGAUUGAUCCCUACAUCCGGGCUUGUUACAACAAGUUCAUGGAUUACGAUCAGGACACGUUGGCUUGGAUCAUGGCCAUCGACGGUUGUUUCUUCCUCCACAUGGCGGAUUCUUAUCUCAUACGGGAUGAGACAACGGAUAAAAGAUUACUGGAUAAUACCAUCAUUACUAGAGAUAUUCUUAUGCUGGAAAAUCAAAUCCCGUUUCUUAUAUUGAAGGAAAUUCGUAAGGCACUUCAUAUUUCUAACAUUGUUGAUGGUCAAGAAGAUGUCCAGUUGAUAUCCAUGUUGCUUCAAUUUUGUCAAGAAGUUUCUCCGAUUAAAUUCUGUACGAAUUUCAUGGCUUCCAACCGUUUCCAUCGCCCGCUUCAUUUGCUUGAUCUUUUGUACCAUAUGAUUGUUGAUGCUCCGGGUUACUUGUCCGGUCCAUUACUCGGCCCGAUUCGAGAUGUCCCCUUGUACAGCGAAUUCCGACCCUCAAUCUCUUCGUCAGGAGACUCGUCUUCUUCGUCCUCCUCCACGGAUCAAGAAGAAGAACCCGAAUUGGUUCGCAAUAAUCUGGACGCGAUUCUCGACGUGGUCGAAUCCAUGGGCACGAAACGCGCGCAAGCGAUUGUUACGCCGGUGAAAUUCGUGUCCAGCAUUCCCUGGUCAAGCAUUUCCGGGAUUUUCAGGAAAGGGAAUUUGAAGAAUGGAGAGGAAAAUUCAACGGAAGACGAAAUCCGGAUUCCGUCUGUCUCGCAUCUCUGGCGUUACGCUAAGGUGCAGGGCCGUCCUUUGAUCGGCAGCAUCAAUGAGGUCAAGUUUGUUGAACAGGAAGCUACUUUGUACCUUCCGGUCUUAAACCUGAACGCGAGUUCCGAGGUGAUAUUGAGAAAUCUGGUGGCUUUCGAAGCGGCGAUGGCGAAAUCCAGCCUGGAAUUGGCACGUUUCAUAAAUCUCGUCAACGGGAUCGUGGACACCGAUGAUGAUGUGAAGUUGUUGAAGCAAAAUGGAGUGAUCAUUGGGUCUUUAAAGGAUGAUGAAAUUGCUGAGAUGUUUAAUUGCAUGAAGAGAAACUACGUGAAAUCGGAUCAUAAGUCGAACAUUGAUGUUGCGAUUGAGGAAGUGAACCGAUAUUAUGACCAGAAGUUGGUGGUGAGAAUGGUGAGGAGAUUGAAGAGGAAUUUCUACACUUCGUGGAAAUGUUUGGCGGUGAUGUCUACCGUGGCUCUCAUGGUUCUGAUGAGCUUGCAGACAUUUUGUGAAUUCUAUCAAUGCAGCAAAGUGUUGAGGUUUUAGACCGACGUCAUUACAGUAUGUCCAUCGAAAUAACUGGCCGAUUGUAAGUAUGUAUAUAAAUAUGUAAAAAUUUCAAAUUAGAGUCGGAUCGUGUCACAAAUUAAAGUAACCAUUCAUAUUGCGAGUUCUGGUAUUAAACCAGCCGGCCGGGAGGAAUUAGUUUAUUAUUAUUCUUUCAUUCUUGGUCCGACGAAAUUAAGUUGUAAAAAAAAAAAAAAGCUAGUUAAGUAGUUAUUAGUUACAUGUUAUCUAUGAAUUUCAGAAUAUUUAUUUUAGUGUCCUUGCCUCCUUGGUAUUUUCCGCUUUUUC
This is a messenger RNA of Oldenlandia corymbosa var. corymbosa, 1930 nucleotides long. The record is from the annotation of a GenBank genome assembly. NCBI's taxonomy places the organism in Eukaryota, Viridiplantae, Streptophyta, Magnoliopsida, Gentianales, Rubiaceae.